This is a messenger RNA of Truncatella angustata, 1749 nucleotides long. RefSeq lists its product as uncharacterized. Bases 1 to 1749 code for a protein of 582 amino acids. The transcript has 3 exons. The record is from RefSeq and is a predicted model, not a curated record. NCBI's taxonomy places the organism in Eukaryota, Fungi, Ascomycota, Sordariomycetes, Amphisphaeriales, Sporocadaceae.
AUGCCCUGCUUCAAGGGCAUCGCCGUGAGCAUUCACGCAAACGGAGCCCCGCUCGCCGAGCACGGCAUGCAGAAGCAGUCUCGCAUGUCACGCAUCAGCAGCUACAUACCCGUUCCCUCGCCUCAGCUGAACCCCGACACUGCUCAGCACGAGCCCGCCCGCUUCGCCAUCUCCAUCACCUUGCUGACGCCCGGCCACUCGAUCCCAUACACCGCUCCGAAGCCAACGGCGGAGAGCCCCAAUCCCAAACCCCUGUUUGCCGGGCCUCUGCCUUCUUCGAGUGCCGAUCCCUCUAGACAUGCGAACACCAUCACGCCCUACAUCCCCAUGACCAACUCGGAGAAUGAGACAAUCGCUGCUUAUAUCUAUUUUGACGGUCGCGCAAAGGAGGAGGUGGCUACGUUGCUACGCCCCGGCGAGGAGACUUGGGUCAACAGCAGAUGGGUUCAGGUGCCCAGCAGCGAAGGCGGCGGCCUUGCCGAGCGCGAGUUUUUGUUCAGGGAAGUGGGCCUCGAGAGAUGGCUCAACGGCUUGGAUCUGCAAGGCCACGAUGCUGCCGAGAAGGUUGAGAAGAGAAGGCAGAAGUUUGAGAGGCGACACCGCCGCCAAAAGUCUGCGACGGCGACCGGCAUGAACACGGAGAAGUCCAACCGCCAGCGGGAUACACUUGCAUACGGUAGCAGCGAGCAGCCCACCGCAGACAAUAUCAACGACGGUUCCGACUCAGAGUCUCUGUCCGACGAUGAUGAUGAACCUCCCGAGGCGACUGGCCAGAUCAAGGUUGCCAUGUUCCGUGUGAUAGCGUCCGGUGAGAUCAAGAAGGGGGAAUACUCGCCCCAGUUCGACGCCCAUGAUGACGACGACGACGAAAGCGGCGCAAAGCAGGGGGGGAGCAACGGAAUCGAUGCCGACGUCGAGCACACUACGAGUUUUGCUAAGCCCAAGACGUUGGAUCCCAAGACUAUCAGUACUCAGACCGUUACUGGGAUAGAUGGCCCUGAAAAACCGUAUGCAGUGUUCACUUUCUUCUAUCGCGGACAACGUCAACUGUCCAAGAUGGGCAUCCUACCCUCGGCAAAGGAUAACAAGACGACAACACCAGCGGCCAAGCGACGUAGCACGCAACUUGACUUCUCCAAUCUUGGUCCUUUGAAGAAGGAGGGCACCGUGGGUUUCUCUGCAUUCCGGGACCAGAACACGGAGCGACGAAAGUCGCGAAAUAAGGGCAAGGGUGGUUUGGGGGGCGAUAUGGACGAGGACAGUGACGACGAUGAUGAUGACACCAACCCACUGAGUAAGAUGGAGCAGGAAUAUGAAGCCAAGGUGGAUAAGACCCGUCUUGGUCCCGAGGAUGCCGAGUCAGCAGAGCUCAAGGCUGGUAUUGAUAGAAUUCGGCUGAAGAGACAACACUCAGCCGAACCUGACAGCGCAGCGGCUGCAGCAAACCACAAGUCACCUUCUGUGGGCCCUAUAAGUGGAACGACGCCUCCAGAUACCACGUUGAAUGUGGCACCCGCUGGUGCCGUCUCGAGUCUUCUCAGCGAGUCCCUGACCGCAGAAUCUUCAAUAGGUAGUCCCUUGAAGAAGCAGCGAGCCAACGCCGACGGAGUCCAAGAUCGAAGCACGGGCUUCCCCAGUGCGCUUGGUGAUGUACUUGCUCGGGCUGCAGCAGAGCAAAAGGCGAAGGAGUUCUCGCAGGCACCCGGCGCAGUCCUGGGACCCAAAGACGAGGAGGAUGAAGAGUUAUAG